This is a messenger RNA of Fusarium mangiferae, 402 nucleotides long. RefSeq lists its product as uncharacterized. The record is from RefSeq and is a predicted model, not a curated record. Lineage: Eukaryota; Fungi; Ascomycota; Sordariomycetes; Hypocreales; Nectriaceae. The transcript has a single exon. Bases 1 to 402 code for a protein of 133 amino acids.
AUGGCUGAGCCAGUUGGCAUAACUGGUACAGCUGUUAGAAUAGUUUCCUUUGGCCUUCAACUAUAUACCGGCAUCUCAGAAUACCUCGAUGCCGUCAAAGGUCGCGACGAAGACCUGCAGUCCGCGAAGCAAUAUGCGAAGAUGCUGCGUGAUAAUCUUGUCCUAAUCGAAGUGGCCAUUAGCGCGAUCGGCAGCGAAUAUACGAUGGCUAAAUAUGCGAUCGAACAAGGCAAAUCCUCUUGCGAAAUUGAGCUCAAGGCUUUAGAGGCGCUGCUCCAGGAAUUGAAAAAACCCUUACCAGAUCCUGCUAAUCGCACUGAACAAGAACUCUUUUCGCAAAUUCAGCUACCCUUUCAAGAGGAAGGACAUUUCCAGGCUUCAGGACAGAUUAACCUUAACUAA